UACACAUUGGAUUCACAGGCGAGUUCCUGCUGUCGCCGAGUCCGCUUUACAUACGCGGUUCUGGUGCUCUUAAACGGGUUUUAUUUUGUUUACCGUUUCCGCUCGUCUAGCUGCGAUGCCGACCGUCAGAGAAAAUAUGAUAACGGGGCUGGACUUCAUGGAUUUCUUGGAGGAGACAAACAGAAGUUCGAAAACAGACAGGGAGGAACUUAAGGGCAUCUACAACUCAGAGUUCAGAAACAGAAACGGAGAAAGGCAGCCCUCUUUUUCCAGGAUCGUUUAUGCCUUGGUUAAACACCGCAAGGCGAAACUGAUCAGAGGACAGCUGUGCUUCAAUACGCAGGUGCGAGUGUUCUAUGGUGACCAGUGGAGUCGGCCCCCGCAGCAGCCUGGAGCUGCCCCCAUGCCCAUCCCGAAUGGAGCUCCUCUCGGAUCUUCCCCUGCCUCUGGCCUCGGACAGGUGCCAGGGAGAAAGAAGCUGGCCAGAGCCCUCCUCCAGCUUCUGAAGCAGAACAGAUCUGCCUUUAUUGCUGACAAGGCAGGCAUUGUGAUCACAUCAGAUCAUGAGUCCACAGACAACAAGAUCACGUUCAAAGUCUCCCCUAAUGAGCCCUACCACCUUCACUUUUACAUUGAAAACAAAGGGGAGGACCCUGUGCAGUUUACCCUCUACACCCCUCUGCACAGGAUGCGGUUUUUCAGUUUUGUGGAUGAACAGCGUGUCACCAGGGCCUGUCCUCUCCUUCUCAAUCCAGGUGACCGCUAUGAAAUCCAGGUUCAAUGCCAAGUUUCUCACUUUGGGUUCUUUCCUGUCACGGUGGCCUUUGAGUUCAGACCCCACGGUGUGGCCAACUCCAAGCCGUUUUACAUCAUCCGCUACCUGGGGGCUGUGGCCAACAGCAGCUUGGCAGAGCAGCUGGGCCCCAGCUCUCCAUACAGGCCUUACCAGAGGGCUAUCCGCAGGCCUGUCACCAUCCAGGUGGAGGAGGGAGUCCCACCAGAAAGCAAUACAGUACAGCAGCUGAAACAAGUGGUUUUUUGUGCGCCGUACAAUUACCCCAGUUACUUGAAGAACCUUGCGAGAGAGAGACUGGAAGACUCGGAUAGGCUGUUCCCCACAGACAGAAACCAGCUACUUUCUGUGAGGGCUCUCCUGGAACCUUCUCUGAAUUUCGAGAACUACAGCAAGAGGUUCCAGCUGCUGCUACACUUGGAGGAGAUUCAGAUGGAGGUGGACAUUAAGAAGUAUGACAUGGAAGUGCAGACCAUGACAGAAGACCCUCAAAACAAGAAACUCCUCAUUCUUCAUGUUCCUGGUGUAGCGGAGAACAGACCCUCUGUUCUGAGGGGAGACCACCUGCUCGUGUCGAAGAGUGAUGACCAUGUUGAGCCUAUCACCAAGUACAAGGGCUACGUCUACAAGGUGGAGCUGGAGAGGGUCAAACUGGGUUUUUCCCAGAAGCUACUGCAUAUGUUCAUUCCCAACAUGAAGUUUGAUGUAUCCUUCACCUUCAACCGGAUGCCCCUGAAGCUGCAGCACAGGGCUGUGGAGAUGGCAAAUAAAAAUGGGCUGGGCAAAGUGUUGUUCCCCACUGCUUCCGAAGCGCCUGACCAGAACCUUCCAGACCUCAGAGCAAGGCUGUUUGACCAGAACCUGGAGAGCAAUCCAGAGCAGUACAGGGCGGUCCAGUGUAUCGUGGCUGGAGUGUCCAAGCCUGCUCCCUUCCUGGUGUUCGGGCCCCCAGGAACCGGUAAAACAGUCACCAUAGUUGAAGCUAUCAAACAGGUGCACAGAUUGGAUCCUUCCUCCCACGUCUUGGCCUGUGCCCCCUCUAACAGUGCCUCUGACUUGCUAUGCCAGCGUCUCAUCAGGCAUAUUGAUCAUCACCAGGUGUACCGCAUGUACGCCAGCAGCAGAGACCCCAACACCCUGCCCAUAGACCUGCUUAACUGUUGUAACUGGAACCCCACACGUGAUUGCUACGUGAAUCCUUCAAAAGAAGAGCUGAUGAAGUUCCGGAUCAUUGUCACCACUGUGGUCACUGCAGGAUGGCUGGUGUCAGGAGGGAUCCCACCAGGCCAUUUCACUCACCUCUUUGUCGACGAGGCGGGGCACGCUGUGGAGCCCGAGUGCAUCAUCGGAAUGGCGGGGCUCCUGGAUGGACACAGAGGGCAGCUGGUUUUAGCAGGAGACCCCAAGCAGCUUGGACCCAUUCUCCGAUCCCCCCUGGCGAUUACACAUGGGCUGGGGGUGUCCCUGCUGGAGAGGCUGAUGACCACUAAUCCCCUGUACCAGAAGAAUGUGAAUACGGGUCAGUACAACGGCAUCUUUGUCACCAAGUUACUACGCAACUACAGGUCUCAUCCAGCCAUUCUGAAGAUCCCGAAUGAGCUCUUCUACGAUGGAGAGCUGCAGGUGUUUGCAGACGAAAUCCUGCGCAGCACCUACUGCAACUGGGAGCACCUCCCAGAGCAGGGCUUUCCCAUUAUAUUCCAUGGUGUACUGGGCAAAGACGACCGGGAGGGGAAUAGCCCAUCAUUCUUCAAUGUGGCAGAGAUGGACAUUGUCAUCUUCUACCUCAAGAAGCUGCUGCCGAUUCGGGGCAAGAAGGGUACAACCAUCAUCUCUCCCAAGGACAUUGGCAUCAUCGCCCCCUACAGAAAGCAGGUGGAAAAGAUCAAGAAAGCCAUUUACUCUGUUGACCAAGAUCUUAAGAAUCUGAAUGACAUCAAGGAACUGAAGGUGGGCUCCGUGGAGGAAUUCCAGGGCCAGGAACGGCGGGUGAUCAUCGUGUCCGCUGUACGCAGUAGCCUAACCUAUGUCAAAAUGGACGAGGACUUUAGCUUGGGAUUCCUUAAGAACGAGAAGAGGUUCAAUGUGGCGAUGACCCGAGCCAAGGCUCUGCUCAUUGUGGUGGGGAACCCUGUCAUCCUCAGCAAGGACCCCACCUGGGGACGGUUUCUCAGGUACUGCACAAGUGAGCGAGGGUACACGGGCUACGACUUCUCCAAUGAUGAGGGGGAGGAUGAACUUAUGACACGGCUGGCUUCUCUGGAUCUUAGCGCUGAGUCUCCAGUGGUCUCAGAGGAGAGCGUAGUGCAGCAGCAGCUGGAGCCUGAGUGGAGAAGCGACAUGUGACGGAGACAUUCGCCGACGCCCAGAACAGUGAACUGCACCAGAAAGAAUUGAACGUAAUUUAUUUUUCCUUAUCUGUGAUCCAUGAGGCAUUAGCAUUAAUGUAGAUGGAGAAACAUCUACAAACAGCUGUACGAUGCAACUGUUUAACAAGAACAGACGCAGGCAUCCGUUAACAGCAGAGGACAUUAUCCAUGGCAAUCAAUUUAUUACUGUAAUUGAUGACAAUGAAGGAAUCCCAUCUGUUCCGCACAGUGGAAAGGCACUUAAUUCACAGGAAAUGUUUUGUUUUUCCUACCCUAUACGAUCAACUGGACCAUUUCUAAAUUCCCUAUCUCACCAGCUGUAUACCCCACGUGAAUGAGAGUGCCUUAACCUGCAUUUAUUUUCGGACGUAAGAGUGGAUCACACUGCAGUGUUUGCUCUAAAACAUUAUUGGGUAGUUUCACAGGCAGCCGCAUCGUCAGUGCAGGAGCCUCUUGUUCUGCCAGAGCAGCUGUUUCCCGCCCUUUACAAUAAGUAGCACAGGAAAUAUAAAGAUACUGCCUGGAACUAUAGCAGAAUAUGAGUUAGAAGCAUCGUUUUUCCAAACCACAGGUUUUUACUCUAAUAAUUAUCACUAAGAGUAAUACAUUGUUGCAUCCUCUCAAUACUCAGCCCUCAAGAAUGACAAUCUAUAUUUUUCCACUGGACUAUCAUCCCGAUUUAUUGAUUAUGCUCAAGUAUGGAAGUUGUCAUCAGAUCAUAAGGAUUUCCCUUUUUUGGAAAUCCUUAUCCUUUUAAGAAAAACUUAGAAUAAAUCCUGUAGUGUGAUUCACCCUUUAAAAAGGAAAAUUCACGUGCGCCUCGUCCUUUGCAACUUCUGACACAAAGUGAGUUUUAAUAACUAAAAAUCAUGUUGAAGUUAGACUGAAAAGUUACCAUUGCAUUUGAAGCUUUUGCCACAUUAAGUGCCUUACUCGGCUGAAUCUAGUAUUGAUUUAAUACAGAGGUUUCUUGUAGCAAUUUGGAAGAACGCUAUAAAGUCCCAGUGUUAUACAGAUGCACUGGUUGGCAAUUUUCUCCUUUUGUGUACAAGGAUGUAUUUUACAAAGCACUGUUUACAUGCCUGCUGCCAAUCAGAGAACAGGCUGGCUCUGUAUUAAUGAAAGAAGCAUUGAACACAACUGGUUUUAAGUCCUUUUCCAGACCAGUAUACUUCGUAAGGUGUAUGCCUUUAAACUAGACAGACACAGGCAUGUUGAAUUGAGUUAAGUUUUUAGAUUUCCCAGUUAUAACCUGGUGUGUUCCAUGUCCAGGCCUUGUAACUUAUUGUAUAACCUAACAGGUAUAAAUGGGAAAUUUACAAAUUAAUUUGCACUUAGAGAUAUCUCAUUGGGGCUUAUUUGAUGUUUUUGUUAGUAUUUUAAGGUUGUGUGAUACAGAAUGUUGAAACGGAAAGGACUUUGAAUUAAAAGUGGUCAGGAAACUGACUAAUUUAAAGAUGCAGUCUAAAUGUUUGAAUUAAAGUGCAGCAUUUAAGAAAGCUGGUUUACCCUGAUGUUCAGCAUGGCCUUACUUUAAUAGCAAACUUAAAAGGUAUUAAUUUGUACUCGACUCUAACUAGGGUAAAAUCAGUGAAGGAUUAGAACAUAGAUUUUAGGCAAUAAAGGAAAUUUGUAGUGAGUUUUAUUAUAAUACUGACCACUGCCUGCAUCUUCUAAUGAUGAAGGUUAUAUCCUCUGAUGUGUUACUGGAGAAUUAAAUUUAGUAAGAGUUCUCAGCAGCAGCUACAGCAUUUCAGGAUGUCUCGCUUAGUAACACAUUUUAAAGAGGAUUAAUUUAUAGUAAUACAUAUGUUGCUACCUAUGUUGAAGACUGCCACUGACCAGUUUUUAUAAGAAAACUGGAUUCAAUUUAUGGUGGUACUGGUUUUAAUUAAUACUGUAUUUCUUAGUGGCUCAAGUUAAAACUUUUUUUACAUUCCCAGUUCUGCCAGCACAAUUCUUAUACUAUAAGGAGUGUUAUUGUUGAAAACUACUACUUUACAGAUUACAAAAAAUUGAAAAUCUAAGGUAACAGGACAAUAGUCCAUUAAAGUAAUAUUAGAUGUUUUG
This is a messenger RNA of Lepisosteus oculatus (spotted gar), 5232 nucleotides long. It is a transcript of the gene mov10a, whose product is annotated as Mov10 RNA helicase a. Gene Ontology annotation, molecular function: RNA binding; 5'-3' RNA helicase activity. The record is from RefSeq and is a predicted model, not a curated record. Gene Ontology annotation, cellular component: cytosol; P granule. Gene Ontology annotation, biological process: regulatory ncRNA-mediated post-transcriptional gene silencing. NCBI's taxonomy places the organism in Eukaryota, Metazoa, Chordata, Actinopteri, Semionotiformes, Lepisosteidae.